AUGCAGGAGCCCCUGUUGGGAGCCGAGGGCCCGGGUUAUGACACCUUCUCCGAGAGGCCGCCCCCGGCGCCGGGGGACAGGGCGUGGGUCAGAAUCCAGCACAACAAAAGAGUGUUCCUGGCCACCUUCGCUGCAGUCCUGGGCAAUUUCAGCUUCGGAUACGCCUUGGUGUAUACCUCCCCUGUCAUUCCGGCUCUGGAACACACCUCAGACCCUGACUUGCGCCUGACUAAAGACCAAGCCUCCUGGUUCGGGUCUGUGUUCACCUUGGGUGCAGCGGCCGGUGGCUUCAGUGCCAUGCUGUUCAACGAUCUGCUGGGGAGGAAGCUGAGCAUCAUGUUCUCAGCCGUGCCCUCGGCAGCUGGUUAUGCGCUCAUGGCGGGCGCUCAUCGCUUCUGGAUGCUACUUCUGGGGAGAACACUGACGGGCUUCGCCGGGGGGCUCACAGCUGCCUGCAUCCCGGUCUAUGUGUCUGAGAUCUCAACCCCCAGAGUUCGCGGGGCCCUGGGGGCCACACCUCAGCUCAUGGCAGUGUUUGGGUCCCUGUCGCUGUAUGCUCUUGGCCUGCGGCUGCCGUGGCGCUGGCUGGCUGUGGCUGGCGAGGGGCCUGUGUUCAUCAUGAUCCUCCUACUCAGUUUCAUGCCCAACUCGCCACGCUUCCUGCUCUCACGGGGCAGGAAUGAGGAGGCCCUGAAGGCGCUGACCUGGCUGCGCGGGGCCCACACCGAUGUCCACUGGGAGUUUGAGCAGAUCCGUGACAAUAUCCAAAGACAGAGCAGCCGCAUAUCGUGGGCCGAGACCCGGGACCCUCACGUGUACCGACCCAUAGCCAUCGCCUUGCUGAUGCGCUUCCUGCAGCAGCUGACCGGCAUCACGCCCAUUCUAGUCUACCUGCAGUCUAUCUUCGCCAGCACUGCCGUCCUGCUGCCCCCCAAGGAUGACGCUGCCAUUGUCGGGGCGGUGAGACUCUUCUCUGUGCUCAUUGCUGCCCUCACCAUGGACCUGGCAGGCCGUAAAGUGCUGCUCUUCAUCUCAGCAUCCAUCAUGUUUGCUGCCAACCUGACCCUGGGACUGUAUGUCCACUUGAGCCCGAGGCCACUGGCCCCCAAUGGCACCAUGGACCUGGAGGGCGCACCCCUGGCCUCACCUACCAACUACCUCACCCUAGUACCUCUGCUGGCCACAAUGUUCUUCAUCAUGGGCUAUGCCAUGGGCUGGGGGCCCAUCACCUGGCUCCUCAUGUCGGAGAUCUUGCCCCUGCGGGCCCGUGGCAUGGCCUCAGGACUCUGCGUGCUGGUCAGCUGGCUCACAGCCUUUGCCCUCACCAAGUCCUUCCUGCCCGUGGUGCAUGCCUUCGGCCUGCAGAUGCCUUUCUUCUUCUUUGCCACCAUCUGCCUGGUGAACCUACUCUUCACUGGCUGCUGCGUGCCUGAGACCAAGGGCCGCUCGCUGGAGCAGAUUGAAUCCUUCUUCCGCACCGGGAGGAGGUCCUUCCUGCGCUAG
Chrysochloris asiatica (Cape golden mole) is the source of this 1503-nucleotide messenger RNA. RefSeq names its product solute carrier family 2 (facilitated glucose transporter), member 6 (gene SLC2A6). Gene Ontology annotation, cellular component: membrane. The record is from RefSeq and is a predicted model, not a curated record. The coding region runs from base 1 to 1503 and encodes 500 amino acids. Lineage: Eukaryota; Metazoa; Chordata; Mammalia; Afrosoricida; Chrysochloridae. The transcript is spliced from 10 exons. Gene Ontology annotation, molecular function: transmembrane transporter activity. Gene Ontology annotation, biological process: transmembrane transport.